AUGCGUGCAGGUGCGCUCUCGGCGAAUCUCGAGGCGGACCUGGCGCCUGGCGGAGGGGAGCGCGCAGCCGACGCGCGGCUGGACAUCCUCGUCUACAGCUAUCGUGGCAAGACCAACGUGAAGGUGCACAUUCACUAUGAGAGCCCUUCCCUCGUCGCGCCCACAGGGCAGUCCAUCCACGUGGGUCAAAUCGGCAGCAGCAGUGGGCCGAUUUGGACCAUUGAUGGCGAUUGGACACGAGACGAUCUCGGCGAGUGGGACCUUUCCGUGUGGUACAUGGGCGCACGGAAGGCUGUGCCUGCCGGAUCAUCUAAAUCGGUUUAUUCCAUGGUGAAGAAGAUUGAUAAGGCGUGGUUUAGGAGGUCUUUCUAUGUGCUGGUGAAAACUGCAGCCUACCCUAAUGGUGCACUGCGGGGACAGAUUAGACGAGCUGUUCCUUUUAGUCUGAUUCCUUGGUCACGCUGUUAA
This is a messenger RNA of Closterium sp. Yama58-4, 468 nucleotides long. The record is from the annotation of a GenBank genome assembly. NCBI's taxonomy places the organism in Eukaryota, Viridiplantae, Streptophyta, Zygnematophyceae, Desmidiales, Closteriaceae.